Messenger RNA from Ictalurus furcatus (blue catfish), 1881 nucleotides. RefSeq lists its product as uncharacterized. Lineage: Eukaryota; Metazoa; Chordata; Actinopteri; Siluriformes; Ictaluridae. The transcript has 2 exons. The coding region runs from base 290 to 1312 and encodes 340 amino acids. The record is from RefSeq and is a predicted model, not a curated record.
UUUAUGGCCCUUUGUUUCUUCCUGACCAAGAGUUUUUUAUGACUGGGGGGUCGUGGUGUGAUCCUACAGAUUGUUCAUGAUAAUGAGUGUCUGUGGGGGUGUUAAUGGCUUUACGACACACCCUACAAUAGGUAUGCGUUAUGUUUAAAAGUAGAGUCAGUUACGCAGAAGUCUCUAAGAUCUCGGCUGUGUAUCAGAGCGCUGUGUAAUUUUAGGCGAAUCGUCGAUUCUCGUUUUAACUCACCGCUAAAGCUUUAUAUUUUAUUUUGGAGAAUACUUCAAAGAGGAGAUGGCCGUCUAUCGUAACAGUAAGUGUUUUGUUUUAUUUUAUUAUUAUUAUUAUUACACAUUGUUAAGAAUGUUUUUAUUUAUAAACGAAUUUAUGGGUUUAUUGUGGUGGAUAAAACAGAUAUCUAACGUUACAGGUGAUGCUGACAUUGUGUCUAUCCCGGACAUCGUAGACGAAAUACAUUUUCUGAGCAAGGCAAGUGGUACGUACGUUGUUAUUCUUUAUAAGUAUUCGAUCCUAUGUAUUGUGUAUGUGUUUAAUGAUUUUACUUUAUUUUACACAAAGGGGCGAACACAGAAGUCCCGCGAGUCAGGUUUGAAAACCCCGUGUUGGGUAAGAUCUGUAAUAAUGAGAUAUUUAGCUGUUAUGUUUAAAAGCGGUUUAAGAUGUUCUCUUAUGUAUUGUGUUCGUUUGUUUACUGUUCAACGCUUGUCAGAUCUUGUAAACAAGAUCGCUGCACCCGAGUUCAAAAAUAGUGCUGCGGUUUCUACUGAACGCGGUAUACCAACGAGCUCUGGAAAGGCCGAGCGUAAAACAGUCGCUCAGGUCCACAGCGCGGGUGUCGCGACGUCUAAACAGUCAGCUGUGAAUGAACCGAGCGCUAUAGACUCUUGUUUGAACUGGAAUCAGGAGCUGUUUGAUUCGUGGGACGCCUGUGUAUUUACCCCGGUUCCUGGAGACGAUCUGCCUUCAAACCAAGAAGCAUUUGGUCGCGAGGCUGCUGUUGUUCUAGACAAUAACAGAGACUCGGCAGAGGUGAUACGAACCGGGUUCAAGGCCAUCGAGGAUCGUAUUGCUGGAUUUGAAAAGACUUUUGCUAGCGUCACCGAGCGUCUGGACAUUAUAGAGAAGAAUCAGCGUCUUUAUAAUCAAAGUGUUGUGGAAACAUUACAAAACCAUAUCAUCACACACAAACAAAUCAUAGCAACCCAGAAGCUUCUUGCUGGGGAGAUUCGACACGUUGAUCACAAUCAACACCUGACGACGGAAUUGUUAAAACAGUUUGUACAGAAACUCGGGUGAGUUGUACAAUAAGUAUUUUAUACCCCUCUGUGUGUGUGUGUGUGUGUGUGUGUGUGUGUGUGUGUGUGUGUGUGUUUAUUUGCUGGUUUGUAUCUGGUUUACUGUGUGUGAUAUUUUUUUAUUUUAUUUUAUUUUUUUUUACUAGUUUUUGUUUCAAUUAAAAAAAAAAUCUGUUAAAAUGUCAAAGCGGUGUGGUGAAAACUCGAGUAAUCUGGGAGCUGCAAUUAAAUCUAGAAGAUGCAACGAUGGUGUGUGUACUUUUGAACAGCGUGGCAAUACAGAGACGUUACAGGGUUCAAUUCAGACAAUGGAGGAUCUGAAUAGACAGCAGUCUACCACUGAUACUUUGUUGGACUAAUUAAACAGUGUUAGAUCAGUGGCUGAGGUUCAAACAGAACCACUGCCUAAUUCGUUGUUAGACAGCGAUUCAAAUUCACAGCAGGUGGGGUGGGGGUCAGACAGUCAAUCGUUUAAUCCUUCGGAGCCAAAUUUUGGGUUAUCCGAAGCCGCUAUUGAGUCUAUCGUAAGAGAGGGUGGGUCUGUUGGUGGUUAUACGGUGGUACCGAGAC